Messenger RNA from Ictalurus furcatus (blue catfish), 1103 nucleotides. RefSeq names its product synuclein, gamma b (breast cancer-specific protein 1) (gene sncgb). Gene Ontology annotation, biological process: chemical synaptic transmission; synapse organization; synaptic vesicle endocytosis. The transcript is spliced from 6 exons. The coding region runs from base 306 to 668 and encodes 120 amino acids. Gene Ontology annotation, molecular function: cuprous ion binding. The record is from RefSeq and is a predicted model, not a curated record. NCBI's taxonomy places the organism in Eukaryota, Metazoa, Chordata, Actinopteri, Siluriformes, Ictaluridae. Gene Ontology annotation, cellular component: cytoplasm; axon terminus; neuronal cell body.
GUUCUGUCUCUCUGCACCCAGUCCUGGAUUGCCUGCUCUCGCUCGCUUUCCCCCUCUCUCUCUCUUUCUCUCACGUGCUAAAUACACCAAUCUCUACGUCAAAGGUGGCUCAGUGUGUUUCUGUUUGAGCACAGAAUCGCCCCAUAAUCCUCUCUCUGUCUCUCUCUCUCUCCCUCUCUCUCUCUCUCUCUCCCCGUCUGUACUGCUCUAUUUACUCACAAACACUCACACACACAUUACCACAGAGAGCUGUCCCUACUUUUUGUCUCUCUGCUCCAUCUCAGCCUCCAUACACAGCAUCCAGGAUGGAUGUACUAAUGAAGGGAUUUUCCAUGGCCAAAGAGGGAAUGGUGGCUGCCGCAGAGAAGACUAAAGCUGGCGUCGAAGAAGCAGCUCUCAAGACCAAAGAGGGCGUCAUGUAUGUAGGUAAUAAGACAAAGGAGGGAGUUGUAUCAGGUGUCAACACAGUGACACAGAGGACUACAGAGCAGGCAAACAUAGUUGGCGAUGCAGCAGUGGCGAAUGCUAAUGAUUUGGGACAGAAGACUGUGGAGGGAGUGGAGAACGUGGCCGCAUCAACCGGCUUGGUGAAUCCAGAUGAACCUGUAUAUGAGGCAGACUUCUCCCAGGGCGGGAUGGAGGGUGGAGACGGUGGCCAGGGAUAUUAGGCCUGGAGUCAGAAACAACACCCUUUCCAUUCUCAGACACACAACCCGUCAGAUUCCUCCCUCCUGUCCUCUCAUCCCAGCAACACUUCCCACACCUCUGAGAUUUCUUUUUGUGACAGUAUGGAAAACCAGAACAGAACAUGUCUUUCCUGGGCUCCCGUUUGCUCUGUAUAAUGCUCUCGUUCCCUCAAAGCUCCAGUGUUGGUGUCGUCAUGCUGUUUUCCUGGUGUUGUCACCCUGAAUCCAGUUACAGAUUUCAUACACAAGCAAUGUUGCGUUAAAUGGCAAAUAUGAAGAGGAGAUCAUGCUUGGCUAUGUGUAGUUGUGUGAAAAUUAUUGUGGUGCGUUUUGACUCCCAAAAAAUGUGAUUUAACCUUCAUCUAGGCCUUCAUCUAAAUGAACAAACAUCACAAUUGACAGUCUCAUAUCUUUCUU